UCCAUUGACCUGUGUGUGUCACUGACAGAAGAGGGAUGGAGAAAGUUGCAGUUUCUGCUCAGUCAGAUCAGCUCCUAGCACCCAAUUGCAAGGGAGAGCCAGAGAGAAGAGAAGCCGAGCCAGGUUAUUGGCCUGGCCCCCAGAGCCCAAAACCUGCUGCACAGAAAGUGCUGGUGCCUGUUCUAGGCGCAGUCAUUGCCCUGCUCGUUCUCACACUGAUCGUUACCACAGCUGUUUUGGCAGGGGGGAAAUCGACACCGUGUUUGGCUGCCGUCGCAUGCCCUGAAGGCUGGGUCAGGUAUGGAGGGAAAUGUUACUAUUUCUCAGAGCUGGAAGGGAACUGGAGCUCCAGCCAGAGCCACUGCUCUUCUCUUGGCGCCUCCCUGGCUGGGAUCGACACCCUGCAGGAGAAGACUUUCAUGCUGCGCUAUAAAGGUCUCCCAGACCACUGGAUCGGCCUCUGGAGGGAACAGGACCAGCCCUGGAAAUGGCCAAAUGGCACAGAAUUCAACAACCUGUUUGAAGUAAGGGGCGGAGGAGACUGUGCUUAUCUGAAUGAGAAGGGUGCUGUGAGCUCUUUAAGGUGCUACACGAGGAGAAACUGGAUCUGCAGCAAACCAGAUGUAACAAUUAAGAGAAAUGACAAUUCAGCAGGAAGGGACUAAAAUGUCUGAGAAUCACAGAAUAAUGUCACCAUUUCCUAACGACACCAUGGAAUGAAAACAUCACUUUAACAAAGACCCAAUCAGCUUGACAAAUCACACUGUGCUCAGAUCACUGUGAACCUUUUACU
Mauremys reevesii (Reeves's turtle) is the source of this 793-nucleotide messenger RNA. Its product is annotated as C-type lectin domain family 2 member D-like. The record is from RefSeq and is a predicted model, not a curated record. Lineage: Eukaryota; Metazoa; Chordata; Testudines; Geoemydidae. The transcript is spliced from 5 exons. The coding region runs from base 36 to 665 and encodes 209 amino acids.